Molecule: messenger RNA, 1224 nt
Organism: Arthroderma uncinatum
Lineage: Eukaryota; Fungi; Ascomycota; Eurotiomycetes; Onygenales; Arthrodermataceae
Exons: 1
Coding region: 1-1224 (407 amino acids)
Cellular component (GO): mitochondrion
Molecular function (GO): Y-form DNA binding; DNA endonuclease activity; crossed form four-way junction DNA binding
Source: RefSeq, a predicted model, not a curated record
AUGCCAGCCGUCGUCACCAGACUUAGCUCUCUCAAACUUCGACAAUUGCAAAAGAUAGCGCUUUCAACUGGGAUAUUAUCAUCAGGAACCAAAAAAGACCUAACCAAUCGGUUAAUUGAGACAUUCCAAAAGUACAAUCCUCAACCGUACGAAGAUGACUCUAUUUCGAAGCGCGACUUGGUCGCGUCAAGACUGCAGGAAAGACACGCGAAGCCAAUGAGCAUUUUGAGCAUCGAUAUGGGAAUUCGAAAUUUGGCUUAUGCGCAUUUACUGGUUUCCCCUCGAACGGCCACUGAAGCCAGCGUUCGGGAUUUGGAUGGAAACGUAUCAAUGCCACUCACAGCCUCUAAAAUACGUUUGAAUGCGUGGGAUCGACUUGCGAUAUCUGCCUUCCCAAGAUAUGAUAUCGAGAAAGACCCUGCGACAAUACCCAUUUCAAAACUAGGCGGGCUAAGGAGAGCUUUACCAUGCCCGAGUAACGAAGAAGGGAAUGCAGAGGUGGAAAGCAAAGAACACUUUGCACCAUAUUUAUACGCCUCACACGCCUACACACUAAUCACGUCCCUUUUGGAAACGUACAAACCGACACACGUCCUAAUUGAGCGGCAGCGAUUCCGAUCGGGAGGCGGCAGUGCGGUUCAGGAAUGGACUAUUCGCGUUGGCGUGUUUGAAGGCAUGCUUUAUGCUGUACUCCAUACAUUACAGCGACAGGCGAAAAAGGAAUUCGGCAACGUGUUUGUUCAAGGUGUCGACCCACAGAGGGUGGUAAGAUAUUGGACAAACGGCGAGAUAAAGGAAGACUCAACGCCGGAGCCAAAGAAAAAGAGGGUCAGCUCAAAGGAAGGCAAGAAGGCCAAAAUCGAUUUAAUUGGGAGAUGUAUUUCCCGAUCCAUCAGCGCUGCCGAUUGCUAUACGAAUAUCGACGGCGGCGGAGUCGUGGAAAGGCUAAAGCAAGAAGUAUCCUUGGAUCUAGACCUGGUUGAGGAUAGCCACGCAAGGGAUAUUGUACACGCAUACCUUGAAAAAUGGAAUUGCGGGAAUCGAGGGUCAAAGAAACGACCUACAUCAGCUAAUUCAACAGCCGACGGUAAUAGCAACGUCGCUGACAUUGGGAAGCUUGAUGAUUUGGCCGACUCGCUUUUACAGGGCAUCACGUGGUUGGAAUGGCAAAGAACAACUGAAAAGUUACUGCAUAGCGAUUCAGCCAUUUUCGCCUCACUCUGA